Messenger RNA from Sphenostylis stenocarpa, 259 nucleotides. The record is from the annotation of a GenBank genome assembly. Lineage: Eukaryota; Viridiplantae; Streptophyta; Magnoliopsida; Fabales; Fabaceae.
AAACCAAAAGACAUUUUGUCCAAAAAAGAGUGCCCCAUCAGGAAGUAAGGUUGGUACUUUCACUCGUGGAAUGGUUAAUGGAUUCUUUUCCACUUUGUUCUUUAUGGUUUAUAUUCAGCCAAUUGAGCCUUCUAUGGAUUUUAAUUAUAAAAUGCAGGGUGUUCAACUUGAAAAACACAUAGAUGCCACAUUGGGUAGUGGGAACUUGAGGGAAGAUGUUAAAUUGCCUCCUGGUGAAGAUAUUAAUGAGUGGGUAGCU